Salvia splendens (bonfire salvia) is the source of this 2459-nucleotide messenger RNA. RefSeq names its product fatty acyl-CoA reductase 2, chloroplastic. The transcript has 9 exons. The coding region runs from base 477 to 2213 and encodes 578 amino acids. Gene Ontology annotation, cellular component: intracellular membrane-bounded organelle. Lineage: Eukaryota; Viridiplantae; Streptophyta; Magnoliopsida; Lamiales; Lamiaceae. The record is from RefSeq and is a predicted model, not a curated record. Gene Ontology annotation, molecular function: alcohol-forming very long-chain fatty acyl-CoA reductase (NADP+) activity. Gene Ontology annotation, biological process: suberin biosynthetic process; long-chain fatty-acyl-CoA metabolic process.
ACAUCCUUCACACAACAUGAUUAAAGAUGAGGAAUUUGCAAUGACUACCCUGUUAUUAGCAAUGUGAUUUUGUUAAGAUUGAAAAUUCAAGUCAGGACCUCACACCCUUUAUUCUGGUUUUAUUCGUGAAAUAUUUUGGUGUGUGAGACGUAAAAGAGAAAUAAUAAAAACAAUCAGCUUUCCACUAAAUCAGUCAUUUCCAAGUAAACGUGUGUGAAGAGGGGGUGGCAAAAAGAGAGCCUUCUUGUUAUCCUCCUAAUUCUCAUCUCCACACUCCUUAAAAUCAUUAACAAUUCAUCAAUUUCAUUCACACCCCUGUUAAUCUAACCAAACACACAUCUUAAAUAAUAGUUUGUUGCAAGAAAAAAUAAGGGUAAAAAAAAGAAGAGUAGCUAACUUUGCAAACCUACCAUUUCUCAUCAAAAGAGCUUCAUCUAACCUUGCAUCCUUUUUUACUAAUUUUCACCUGUGCAACAAUGGAGGCUUUCUCUCUGAAUUCCUCCAUCUCCUAUGGAGUUAAAGCUUCCAACUUCAACCACAGGCGGCUUUCAACACGCAGUCCAAGAAGCAUGGUCUGCUGCCAAACUGGUAGCCAUGCCAUCAAGUCUACUGGGAUCUCUUCGGUUCUCACAGAGACGUCGUCAGCUUUGAUCAGCCAAGAUCAUGGGCCUACGUUGAUGGAAACCGGGAGCCUAGUCUUGAGCCCCAAUGGCAAGGAUGAAGGUAUUGGCAUUGUCAAAUUUCUAAGAGGGAAGACCUUCCUCAUCACUGGUGCAACUGGAUUUCUUGGCAAAGUUCUCAUCGAGAAAAUGCUGCGAACGGCUCCUGAUGUUCAUAAGAUAUUUGUUCUGAUCAAGGCCAAGAGCAAAGAAGCUGGAGCAGAGAGAUUGAAAAACGAAAUCAUCAACGCCGAGCUGUUCAAGAAUUUGAAACAAAUUCAUGGAAAAUCAUAUCAAGCUUUCAUGUUGAGUAAGUUAAUUCCGGUGGUUGGGAAUGUAUGUGAAACUAAUCUCGGAUUAGACGAAGAUGCAGCUGAGUUCAUGACCAGAGAGGUUGAUGUAAUCAUAAAUUCUGCAGCAAAUACCACUUUUGAUGAAAGGUAUGAUACAGCCCUUGACAUAAACACAUGCGGCCCGACUCGACUCAUGAGCUUUGCGAAACAAUGCCUGAAACUGAAGCUCUUCGUACAAGUAUCGACAGCUUAUGUAAAUGGACAAAGGCAAGGCAGAAUCAUGGAAAAGUCUUUCUGCAUAGGUGAAACUAUAGCAGGUGAAACCGUUAACGGAAACCAUCAAAUAUUACUUCCCAAAUUGAGCGUAGAAGAUGAAAUAAAGAUAGUUGUGGAAGCAAAGAAAACUCUUGGAAAUGAUUCACUGCUUCAGGCAAUGAAAGAAUUAGGACUGCAGAGGGCUAAGAAAUUCGGAUGGCAAGAUACGUACGUAUUCACAAAGGCUAUGGGAGAAAUGAUGAUAGAUAAUUUAAGGGGUGAUGUACCAGUAGUUGUGAUUAGACCCAGUGUCAUCGAGAGCACGCACAAAGAACCAUUCCCUGGAUGGAUGGAAGGAAACAGAAUGAUGGAUCCGAUCAUAUUGCAAUACGGAAAGGGGCAGCUCACAGGAUUCCUUGUUGACCCCAAUGGAGUUCUUGAUGUAGUUCCAGCGGAUAUGGUUGUUAACGCGACCUUAGCAGCAAUGGCGAAGCAUGGGGAAGUUGGGAAACCAGAGUGUAGCAUCUAUCAGGUUGCAUCGUCUGUUGUCAACCCAUUAGUUUUCCGGGACCUAGCCAAACUGCUCCACGAGCACUUCAGUUCCUCACCCGUCAUGGAUUCCACUGGGACUCCAGUUCAUGUUCCAAAAAUGAAGCUAUUCAGCUCUAUGGACGAUUUCUCUGACCACUUGUGGAAGGAUGCAAUCAAUAGAACUGGAUUAGGAGCUCUGACCAAUAUUGAGGGGAAGUUGUCCCAAAAGCUUGUAUUCAUGUGCAGAAAAUCAGUGGAACAAGCAAAGUAUCUAGCAAGUAUCUAUGAAUCAUACACAUUCUACGGCGGAAGGUUCGACAACAGAAAUACCCAAAGAUUGAUGGGAUGCAUGUCGAAGGAAGAGAGACAACAGUUUGGAUUUGAAGUCGAAAACAUCAACUGGAAAGACUACAUCAUUAACGUGCACAUUCCGGGGUUAAGGAGGCAUGUCAUGAAGGGAAGAGGCAACAGCUAAUGCAGCUUCCGUCGAACAAAAGACUUAUCAUUAAUUUCUGUAGCCAACUGUAAAAGAGUGUUUUCUUUUUCUCUAUUUCUAUUCAUGUUUUAUGCAAUAUCCACAAAGAGGAGGCCAGCAAUUUGCCAGUUCAUAAAAUAUUUAUAGAACAGUCGCACAUCCGUCUAGGAUAAAUUGUACUAAUACAUGCUUCAGUUUCUGCAUUUCUGCCAAGACAAUGGAAUAAUCACUGUUUUACAAGAUCAA